UCUUUUCUUUUCGGAAAGGGUUGGAGAGGGCGAGGUCGGUUUGCGGGAGACUGAGGGAGCGACUUUGAUUCACUUCUUUCAAAUCAUCUUCCUCGCUUCCGAUCCCUCCCUUGUAGAGAGUUCUCAGAUUUCUCUUCGUCUUGGUUUAUGAGCUCGAAGGAGAGACCCACUCUCGGUGGCACGCGGAUUAAGACCCGCAAACGGAAUAUCGCGGCUCCUUUGGACCCUGCAGCUUUUGCAGAUGCAGUGGUCCAAAUCUAUUUGGAUCAUGCUGGUGAUUUGGAACUUGUUGCCAAGAGUAUUGAAUCAUCCGACCUCGAUUUCUCAAGAUAUGGUGACACCUUCUUCGAGGUGGUUUUCACUGGUGGGCGUACACAAACUGGCACUAUAAAACCUGAAGAAGGACAGCGCCAUGCAUAUUCUGUUCUAGAUUGUGAGCCAAAGCGUGAAGCAAUCCUCCCUUCUGUUCUCUACAUACAAAAGAUUUUGCGCAGGAGGCCAUUUCUCAUAAAGAGUCUUGAAAAUGUCAUGCGAAGAUUCCUGCAGUCACUGGAGCUUUUCGAGGAAAAUGAAAGGAAGAAACUUGCUAUAUUCACAGCCCUUACAUUUUCUCAGAAGCUGUCGGGGCUUCCACCAGAGACGGUUUUUCAGCCGUUGCUUAAGGACAGCCUUGUGGCCAAGGGCCUCGUUCUUUUGUUCAUAACAGAUUUUUUCAAGGAGUAUUUGGUUGAGAACAGUCUUGAUGAUCUCAUUUCCCUUUUAAAACGGGGCAAAAUGGAAGAUAAUCUAUUGGAGUUUUUACCCACUGCAAAACGGUCUGCAGAAGGUUUUUCUGAGCACUUCAGCAAGGAGGGGCUCAUACCUCUGGUUGAGUACAAUGAGAAGAAGAUAUUUGAGGUCAAGCUGAAGGAGAUGAAAUCUGCACUUGUAGCACAGAUAUCAGAGGAAACUGACAUAUCUGAAGUUAUUGAGACAGUGAAGCAGCGCAUGAGGGAUGCUAAAUUACCAGAUAUAGAUGUUGUCGGAAUGCUGUGGGAUGUCAUCAUGGAGGCCGUUCAGUGGUCUGGCAAAAACCAGCAGCAGAAUGCAAAUGCAGCACUUCGACAGGUGAAGACAUGGGCAAAGCUACUGAGUGCAUUUUGUGUGAAUGCAAAGCUCGAGCUUGAGCUCAUCUACAAAGUUCAGAUUCAAUGCUAUGAAGAUGCCAAGCUCAUGAAACUGUUUCCUGAAAUUGUAAGGUCUCUUUAUGAUCAAGAUGUGCUUGCUGAAGACACCAUUCUCAUGUGGUUUCGACGUGGCACUAACCCUAAGGGAAGGCAAACUUUUGUGAAAGCGCUGGAGCCUUUUGUCAAUUGGCUGGAGGAAGCCGAAGAAGAAGAAUAAAGUGGCUUUUUGGAGUUUUAUUUGCUACCGUAUGUUGUCCACUAUCUAAUGCGUGCGUAAGGCUGUUGUUUUAUGCCUGAAUUGGAGUGUGUUUGCUGGAUUAGUCGGUGACUCGGGCCACUCGGCGAGUAUAAGAAUAUAAGCUAAACAACACUUUAUAUA
Messenger RNA from Nymphaea colorata (pocket water lily), 1545 nucleotides. RefSeq lists its product as uncharacterized. Gene Ontology annotation, molecular function: protein binding. Gene Ontology annotation, cellular component: membrane; cytoplasm. NCBI's taxonomy places the organism in Eukaryota, Viridiplantae, Streptophyta, Magnoliopsida, Nymphaeales, Nymphaeaceae. The transcript is spliced from 8 exons. Bases 148 to 1383 code for a protein of 411 amino acids. The record is from RefSeq and is a predicted model, not a curated record.